Messenger RNA from Dermatophagoides pteronyssinus (European house dust mite), 5991 nucleotides. RefSeq names its product disintegrin and metalloproteinase domain-containing protein mind-meld (gene mmd). NCBI's taxonomy places the organism in Eukaryota, Metazoa, Arthropoda, Arachnida, Sarcoptiformes, Pyroglyphidae. The record is from RefSeq and is a predicted model, not a curated record. Gene Ontology annotation, biological process: proteolysis. Gene Ontology annotation, molecular function: metalloendopeptidase activity.
UAUCAUCAUCAUCAGCAUCAGCAUUAAUGUCAUCAUCAUCACAUUAUUCCGAAUUUGAUCAAUAUCGAGGCGAUUUAGACCAUAGACAAGUUGCUGAAGUUGAACGAUUAACUCGUCAAUAUCCGGAAAAUGAAAGAUUAAUAUCAAGUAUACCAAGUAGAUUUUAUGAAGUUACAUUUCCAGUACAGAUACGAAAACAUGAAAAAAUGGGCAUUUCAACAAGAGAUUUAUUAGCAAAUAAGACUGGUCAAGUUGAUCGCCAUUAUCAACAUACAUCAUUUACAAUCAAAGCCUUUAAUUACAAGUUUCGCCUUGAUCUGGAGCUCAAUUUAUUUUUAUUAGCACCAAAUUUAGUACAAAAACAUUUACUACCUGAAGGUGCACAACAUAUCUCCACACAGGAAUAUGAAAACUGUUAUUAUCAUGGAACAAUCAGGGAUUAUCCUGGUGCAUUGGCAGCAUUCAGUACUUGCCAUGGGAUUAGCGGCGUGAUACAUUUACAAAAUGAAACAUUUGUUAUACAUCCAUUCUUUGGUGGUGAUCUAUCGCAUCGUCAUCCACAUGUAAUAUAUCGUUAUUUUAGUCCAGAUUCAUUACGUUCAACAAAACAUACAUGUGGUAAUACACGUAUGCAUGAAUGGGGUUUCAAACAAUAUCGUAAACGUCCAAUACAUUCGGUUGCAGCGGCUGCUGCACAACGACAACUACAACAACAACAUAAUAAUGUUGAUGAUAUAAAUCAUAUGGCAACGAAAUUAUUUCAUGAAUUAAAAUCAACAACAAUGAUAACAAACAUUGUUUCAACACCAUCAUCAACAAAUGAUCAAAAUAAUGAUGAUAAUGAUGAUGAUGGUAAAAAGUUUCAAAGAUCACAUGUCAACAACAAUAAUAAAGGAAAUAGAAAACGUGAUGUACGUGCUGUGGAUAAAUUUAUUGAAUUAGCCAUCGUUUUAGAUCAAGGAAUGUUUAUAUCACGUAAUAAUAGCCGUAUGGAUGUAAUCAAUGAUGCAUUACAAAUAAUCAACUGUGUUGAUGUUUAUUUUCGUUUAAUUAAUACACGUGUAUCAGUUGUUUAUGUUGAAACAUGGGCACAUGGUAAUCAAAUUGAUGUUCGUGAUGAUGUACGACAAACAUUGCUCAAUUUUAUGGAAUAUGCAUCAAGAAAAUUAUAUAAAAUUACAAUGGAUGCAGCACAUCUUUUAAUAGGCCGUCCAUUUCGUUCGGGUGAAGUUGGUAUGGCCGUACCGGAUAGUAUUUGUACAGCAAAAGCAGUCGGUGUUAGCCAAGAUGCAAAUAUUUAUGAACCACAUUUAACAGCAUCAACAGUAACACAUAUGCUUGGUCAUAAUAUCGGUAUGGGACAUGAUGAAGAAACAAAAGAUUCAUUAAUCGUUUCUGGUGGUGCUGCUGCUUCUGUUGGCAGUGGUAGUAAUAUGGUAAAUUUGGAACAUUCACUUGGACUUACUGGAUCAACAUCAUCCGUAAGCAUGGGAGGAACAUGUAAAUGUAAUGAUUGGUGGGGAUGUAUAAUGGCUAAAAAUAUUUUAAAUGAUGAUCGUAUGCAACCAUAUCAUUUUAGUAAAUGUUCAUUGGAUGAUUAUAAUAAUGCCUUACAAAUUGGUCAUGGUAUUUGUUUGUUUAAUAAACCAAAUCAAUUGGAAGAUUUUCGUUCAUGUGGUAAUGGUAUUAUUGAAGAUGAAGAAGAAUGUGAUUGUGGAUCAUUUCAAGAAUGUAGCCAAAAAGAUCCAUGCUGUGAUCCAAUUACAUGUAAAUUACGUGUUGAAGCUGAAUGUUCAAAUGGUGCUUGUUGUAUUGAUUGUAAGCUAAAACCAAUGGGACAUGUUUGCCGUAUGGCUGUCGAUGAAUGUGAUCUAGCCGAACGUUGUGAUGGUCAUAAUGGUGAGUGUCCACCAGAUGUUUAUAAAAAAAAUGGCCAAACAUGUAAUGAUGGCAAUGGUUUCUGUUAUAAUGGUGAAUGUCCAAUAUUAAAUCGACAAUGUUCAAUAUUAUGGGGUGAAAAUUCUAAAGCAUCUGAAUCUAUUUGUUAUAAACAAUUUAAUGCACAAGGAACAAUACGUGGUAAUUGUGGUGUUGAUACAAAUGGACAACAUUUAAAAUGUACUGAAGAGAAUGUAAUGUGCGGUUCAUUACAAUGUCAAUUUGGUAAUCAGGUACCAUUGUUUAAGGCAAAAAAUCAAGAAUAUUCACGUACAAUGGUUUAUACUGGUGGUAUUGAAUUUGAAUGUAAAGUUGCAAGUGGUUCAAUUCGUGAUGAUAUUAUCAAUAUGGGCCUGAUACAAGAUGGUACAAAAUGUUCAGAUAAUAAGAUUUGUAUAAAUCAAACAUGUACAUUAUUAAUGGAUAUAAUUGGAGAAACUGAUGGUGUUAGUGGUGGUUGUCCAAAAAAUAUUAUCGGUGAAAUAUGUUCCGGUCAUGGUCAAUGUUCAAAUUUAAAUACCUGUACAUGUGAUAUUGGAUGGAUGGGUAUUGAUUGUAAUCAUCGUUUAACCGAUGCUGAAUUAGCAUCAAUUCGUCUAACUGAUUUAGAUGGUUUGAAUAGUAUUAAUAAUAAAAAUGAUCUAUUAAUACCACCAUUAUUAUCGACACCUGUAGUUGGAAUUAAUUCAUCCAGCGAUGAACCAAAUAUAAAUUUUACAACAUUUAUGGAUAAUCUAUUCAGCCAGACAAGUCGUAAUAUUAAAGAAUAUGACAGUAAAAAUAGUUCAUUAUCAGCUGCACAAUCGGCAUUAAUAUUGGUAUCAAUUGUUGGUGGUGUAUUUAUAUUUUUUGCCUUAAUGGCAAUGUGUUAUCGACGACGAAGUUUAAUGCCAGGUAAAACCGAACGGCAUAUGUUAAAGAAGCAGAUGCAAAUAAAUGCUGCUGCUGCUGCUGCACAUCGUGAUUCAUCAUUCAAUGGUCUUCCAUCAUUACCACCACAUAUUUCCUGUUAUGAUGAUAAUAAUAAUGGUAGUAGUGGUAAUCUUUUUAGUUCAUUACCAGGAUAUCAUCCAUCACCUGAUGAUUUAUCCGGUUUAACAACUGGAUCACAUACAAAUUCAAUGCCAAGAAUUAUUAAAUUUGGUUCAAUGCCUUCAUAUCGUGAAGAUAAAAUGAUGGAAAUGAAACAGCAACAAAAACAAUCAACAUUACCAUCAUUACCGAUUGGUUUAACAGGAAUGACCAUUGGUCAACAACAACAACAACAUUCAUCAUCAACACCAUCAUCAACACAACAUCAUCUUUAUUUAAAAGAUAAUCGUAAAGAUUCGGCAACAUCACCAGUUGAUCCAGCAUUAAUGGAUCAAGAUGAUGAACUUUUAUUGAUUGAUGAAAGAAAUAUUGGUGGUGGUAGUGGUGGUGGAUCAACUGCAACUACACAUCGUUUUAUUGAAUUAUCACCAAAUAAUCUUCCAAAAUUAUCCUGUAAAGAUAAACAACAUCAACAACAACAACAACAACAACGUUGGGCAUCAAUACUAAGUCAGGCAAAUUUACCGUUUGGUGAUUUACCAGCUGCUGUUGCUGCAGCAAUGGUAUCAUCAAAUGAUUCACUUGUAAAUCCUAUGACUGGAAGUGUUAAUGUUGGUGUUCAAUCACAAUCACAGCAACAACAACAACAACCACAAACAACUGGAUUAAUAUCAUUACCACCACCGCCACCACCUCCUUCACAAUCAUUACAACAACAACAAUCAUCAACCGGAACAACAACAUUAUUACAACAAGAACAAGAAUUAAGACAUUCAAGACAUUCAUUACAUAGACAAUCAUCAACAACAACAACAACUAAUGAUGAUUCAGCUGGUUCUGAAUCACCAUUAACCGAAGUUGAAAGAACAUUAAAAAAUUUAAAUGGUUAUCAUGAAGAUAUUCUUGAAGCAUUACAAACAGCUCAACGACAACAACAACAACAUGUUCGUGUUACAACAACCGGAAGUGAUAGUGUUACUGGUACUGUGAUUAGUGCUUCCAAUAUCUGUGGUAGUGGUGUUGGUGUUGGUAACAGUAAUAAUAAUAAUAAUGAUGUUUGUGUUGGUGCUGGAACAGGAAAUAUAUCACCCGGUGGAUUAUUAAGACAAUCACAAUUAAUUGGUCAUCAUCGUUCACAUCAUCAACAACAACAACAACAUCAUAGUAGUUUACAUCAUCCUCAUCAUCAUCAACAUCAUCGUAGUAGUCAUGGUGGUGGUCAUCAUAUGGAUUUGAAAAAAACAUUAUUCGAUUCUGAUUAUGGAAGUGGUUUGAUGAAGAUUAAUGAACAAUUUCAAAAAAUUACGCCUACUGGUGGUGCUGUUGAUAUAUCGAACGAUCUUCAUGGUCCUCAUCAUACAUCAUCAACAUCUGUAUCCGCAAAUGUUAUUCCAGGAAGUGGAACGGCUAAUGUUGGUGCUGGCUCAUCAUCAACAAUAAAAAUUCGUAAUCUAGCACAUCUUUUACAACAAUUAGAUGAACUUGGUGGUGGUGGUUCAGCACCAGCAUCCGCACCUGGUGGCCUUUCAACAACAUCCGGUGGUAAUCAAGGUGGUGGUACAGGUGCAGGAGGAGGAGGUACGGUUGCUACUACUGAUAGUUCAGAUUUAUAUAGUGGUAUUGGUGGUGGUGGGGGUAGUAUUACUAGUGCUGGUGGUAAUUCAUUAUCACGACCAUCAAAUCAAUCUUCACAAUUAAAAUUUGAUCUUGAUUAUUAUAUGGGAACAAAUUUACAAGGUUUUGUUAAACAAACAGCUCGAAUGAUACCACCACCGCCACCACCAUCUUCAACAACUUGUAGAACACGAUCAACUAAUUAUAAUCCAUAUACAUCAACAACGGCACCAACAUCAUCAUCAUAUUUUGCAACAUUACCACCAAUGUCACCAUCGACAACAACAUCAACAACAACAUCGACUACAGCACGUGAAGAUGAUAUGAUUGAUUGUAUUGCUACCGGAAAUGAUAUGAGUGAUAGUGGUGGUGGUUGUAGUAAUCAACAUAAUGGAAAUAGUAUUGGUAUUAAUCGAAACAAUAAUAGUGGUGGUGGUGGUGAUCGAAGACAUCGUCGUCGUCGUCGUAUGAAUCGUUGUAAUCUGAUGGAUGGUUCUUCCGAUGAUGUUGAUGAUGAUGAUAAUAAUGAUGAUGAUAUUGAUGACGAAGAUGAUGAUGAUGUUGAUGUUUGUAGUGAUGAAGAUGAUGAUGAUUAUGAUUAUGAAGAAAAUGGUAGUGCAUUCGAUUCCGAUCUAAAUGCCGAUAUAAAUUCACAAUUUUCUGGUUUCAAUAAUUUAAUAAUGUCGAUGACAAAUGAUACUGGUGGUAUAAUCGAUAAUAAUAAUGGUGUCAGCGGUGGUGGUGGUGGUAGUUUUGGUGUCAAUUUUUUAUUCAAUAAUAAUCAACAACAAUUUCAACAACUUGAUGGUGGCAGUAUCGGAAGCAAUAAUGGUCUUAAUUCAUUAACACGAAGUGCAAGUGAAGAGGCACUUCCUUGUUCAAUACGUCGUUCGAAUCGUCAAUCAUUGCCCAUUCAACUCCCACAACGAUUAUCACAACAAUUACUUCCGCAAUUACAUCAACAACGUCGUCAACAUCACCAACAGCAACAACAACAACAACAGGAGCAACAAGAUUAUUCAAUCCAUAUGGGUGCAGAACAAUUUUCACAAAUGAAUCCAUUUCCAUAUCCGAUGACGAUGACAGCAGCAGUAAAUUUAAUACAGCAGCAACAACAACAACAACAGCAAACAGCGCCGAACAAUUAUUGUACAUUACCACGACAUUGGCUCGAAGAGAUGGCCCGACAAUAUCAUUUUCAACAAUUAAUACAACAAACACGUGCUCAACAACAACAACAACAGCAACAACAAUCAACAAUGCAAUCAUCAGUCACAGCAACAACAACAACAACACCGACGAUGACCGGUCAACAGCAAUAACAUCAACAUUACCAUCAUUGAAACAAUCACGAUUCAUAGUAACACCUGUACCAGAAGAAGAAAUAUUUGAUAAUAUAAUUACAAC